Messenger RNA from Prunus avium (sweet cherry), 1499 nucleotides. Lineage: Eukaryota; Viridiplantae; Streptophyta; Magnoliopsida; Rosales; Rosaceae. The record is from RefSeq and is a predicted model, not a curated record.
GAAGAGAUUGUGUUGUGUCUCUGUGUUCGCACAAAAAACAAAAAACAGAGAGAGAGAGAGAGAGAGAGAGAGAGAGAGAGAAACACAGACAGUCACAUAGCAGACCGUUAAUCUGAAAUUUUGGGGAAAACGAGCUGCAAAAACACAGUCAUGUCACUCGCAGCAACAACAGCGAUGACGAUGACGACAUGUCGUUUCUUUAAGGUCAAAAUUCAAUGCUCUGAUUCGAAGCCCAGAACUGGUUUCGGAACCAAAACCAACAUUAAGAACAAGAACAGGAACAAGAACAACCUCAAUCAGGAAUCAACCACUAAACGGUCUGGUGCUGUUCCUACCCAGGCACCUGGAUUGAAUUCUAGAUUUGAUGGAAAGGUUCAGAGAAACCCUGCUGACCUUGAGUUUGAGGAACGUCUGCAAGCAGUCAGAAGUUCAGCAUUUGAGCAGAAAAAAGUGGUGGAAAAAAAGGAAUUUGGGGCAAUUGACUAUGAUGCACCUGUUGAGUUGGAGAAGAAGGAGAAGAAAUCAAUUGGACUUGGUACACAGAUUGGAGUAGGUGUAGCUGUAGUAGUCUUCGGUUUGGUUUUUGCUCUUGGAGAUUUUCUUCCUUCCGGAAGUUUAAGUCCUACUGAGGAUGCUGCAGUAACCAGUAACAAACUGUCCGAAGAAGAGAAAGUGUCACUUCAGACUCGGCUGAAAGAAUAUGAAGCAACGCUUAGUAACUCCCCGAAGGAUCCAACUGCUCUUGAGGGAGCUGCAGUAACCUUGGCAGAAUUAGGAGAAUAUACUCGGGCUUCAACUCUGCUUCAGGACUUGGCUAAGGAGAAACCAAGUGAUCCCGAAGUUUUUCGUUUGCUUGGAGAAGUUAAAUAUGAACUCAAGGAUUAUGAAGGGAGUGCUGCUGCAUAUAAGGUUUCUUCAAUGGUGUCUAAAGAUCUCAAAUUUGAAGUUCUGCGUGGCCUUACGAAUUCAUUACUUGCUGCUAAAAAACCAGAUGAGGCUGUUCAGUUUCUUCUUGCCUCUCGUGAACGUAUGAAUGCUGGCAAUCCAGAUGCAAAGGCUGGAAGCACUACAACUGAAACAAAUUUGCAGGUGGACCCUAUUCAAGUUGAAUUACUUCUUGGAAAAGCAUAUUCAGAUUGGGGUCAUGUAAGUGAUGCUGUAUCUGUCUAUGAUCGGCUCAUCUCUAGUCAUCCAAAUGACUUCCGUGGUUACUUGGCUAAGGGAAUUAUUUUGAGAGAAAAUGGUAAAGUUGGAGAAGCGGAGAGGAUGUUUAUACAGGCACGGUUUUUUGCACCAGAUAAAGCCAAGGCACUUGUAGAUCGAUAUUCAAGAUAAGGACCAGAUUAUUAUUGCCCAAGUAAGGUGCGCCAUACAGUUCUUGACCAUUGAAGUUCUGUUGCAUAGACCUCAAGAAUUUCCAGACGCAAUUUUGUUCAAAAACUCCUCAUCAUAUGGGUUGUGAAAGAAGUAGAAGAUAGUAUUUUAGAAAAGGUUGCUUA